Molecule: messenger RNA, 1808 nt
Organism: Panicum hallii
Lineage: Eukaryota; Viridiplantae; Streptophyta; Magnoliopsida; Poales; Poaceae
Exons: 5
Coding region: 492-1316 (274 amino acids)
Source: RefSeq, a predicted model, not a curated record
CAAGAAAACAAAUGGCGGAACGGAUAACGCCAGAGAUAUGAUGGUCCAUGCACGGCGCCGGCGAUGCAUCUCGUCAGCAUGAGUUGUACUUCGCAGGGUACAGCAGGGCGGUGUCCGAAUAGGUAGAGGGGCCGGCGGUAGCAGCAGCAGCAGCUCAGCGCUGUGCAGUCGGUGCUCGAGAUCUCUCUGGUCGAGCAGGGCAGGAGGCCAGGCCAACGCUAGCCAGAAUGUGUUCUCAGCCAGAAUCUCCUCUCUUCUUUACCAGACGCCAUUUUUGGGCUGGUUCGGUGCUCCGGCGCGGCCGUUAAAAGGCACCGGAGAAACCGAGGGGACAAGCCACCUUGUUUUCCGAAGUCCAAAACCAACGAAUCGCAGUUCAAAGCUGCUGCUGGACACGGGAGCUGCUUGCUGUCUCGGCCAAGUUGCGCUUGCGCCUCCGCUCUCUCUCUCUCUCUCUCUCUCCCUCUCCCUCUCCCUCUCCCUCUCCCCAUAUGCUGAGGUCAGUGUCCGGCUCCAACUCCUCGAGGGGCAUCGCCGCCGUGGUCGGCGUCGGGCCCCGGCUCGGCUCGGCGGUGGCGCGCAAGUUCGCCUCCGAGGGAUACACCAUCGCCAUCCUCUCCCGCGACCUAGAGAAGCUGUCGCAGCUGGCGGAGGAGAUCGCGCAGGAGGCCAAGGCGCAGGUGUUCGCGCUCCGGGUGGACUGCGCCGACGCCCGGUCCGUGCGCGAGGCCUUCGAGGGCGUGCUCUCCCUCGGCCCCGUCGAGGUGCUCGUCUACAUCGCCUGCGAACCGCCCGCCGACGACGCCGCGCCCGCGCCGCGCCCCACGCCCUUCCUCGCCGUCACGCCCGACGCCUUCCACCGCUCGCUCGCCGUCUCCGCCGCGGGGGCCUUCCACUGCGCGCAGCAGGUCAUCCCGGGGAUGGUGGAGCGGGGCAGGGGCACCAUCAUCUUCACGGGCUCCUCGGCGUCCGUCACCGGCUUCGCCGGCUACUCCGAUCUCAGCUGCGGCAAGUUUGCCCUUCGGGGUUUGUCCCAGUCGCUGGCCAGGGAGUUCCAGCCGGCCGGCGUGCACAUUGCGCAUGUGAUCAUCGACGGCGUCAUCGGCGAGAGGAGGUCACCGAGGAGCAGCAAGGCCGGCGGCGGCGGCGACGCGGCGGCGGCGGCGGCGGGCGCGGACCCGGACGCCGUGGCGAAGAGCUACUGGCACGUCCACGCCCAGGACAAGAGCGCGUGGACGCAGGAGAUGGACAUCCGAUCGCCGUCGUCCUUCGUGCAGCAAGCAGCUAGUAGCAUCGACGACGGCCGAUCGAGCUAGCAGCAGCUGCCGCGCACUGUGUGACUGUCGUGUGGCCCCGUGGAAUUUCCGAGCAGGGGAGGGAGUCAGAGAGAGAUCCAGUCCGGCCCCGCCGUCCCUGUGCUACUGUACCCAUCGUCGCGUUGCCUGCGCGCGGCUGCGGGCCGGGAAUCGUGUCCCCGUUCCGCGUCGCACGUUCGCGCCGCUUGCCUAGCUAGUGCUUUCUAGUGUGAUGCCCGCCGCUCCCCCCAGGCCGUGGGUUCGGUGCGCAGGGGGAUUGCGGCCAAAAGCGACAGCGCGCGACGUCGUCGCGCCCCCCUCCUGUCCCGAUCGCCGCCGCCGGCGAUCUCGGCCUGCAAGUUCAUGCAUGUGAUUGUGCACCCAUCCUCCUCGUGUGUGUAUGAGCUGAUCUAUGCAUAUGGUUGCUAGCUACCUGCAUCUGAUUCCGAGCUUGUACAUGUGCAGACAUGCGUACAUCUAUACUGUAAACACGUGCUGGCAAGUUGCCUCCAA